AACACGGUUCGGGGGAGGGUGCGCGCGCGUUCAGCGGCCUCUUUGUGUGGUGCCCAGAUAGGGGAGCGGAGGUGGCGGCGGGGCGUCGGCGAGCUCCGGCGGUGUGGCAGCGUCUUCCGCUCGUCCUCCCUCCGGCCGGCGCCUCUCCCCUUCUCCCCCUUCCCCUUCUUCCUUCCCUUUUCCCCCUUUCCCCCCUCCAUCCCCUCUGUCCCCGUCGCGACGGACGCCGAGACGGUUGGGGCCGACGGCUCUAGGCCCCGAGUGGACGGCGGGCAGGCCUCGAGCGACCGGGCCACGGCGGAGGCGGCGGCGGCCCGCGGCUCUCAGGGCGGGGGCGUGGGCCAGGCCCGAGCGGGCGACAUGGAGAAUUCGCAGCUGUGCAAGCUGUUCAUCGGCGGCCUCAACGUGCAGACGAGUGAGUCGGGCCUGCGCGGCCACUUCGAGGCCUUCGGGACGCUGACGGACUGCGUGGUGGUGGUGAACCCCCAGACGAAGCGCUCGCGCUGCUUCGGCUUCGUGACCUACUCGAACGUGGAGGAGGCGGACGCCGCCAUGGCCGCGUCGCCGCACGCGGUGGACGGCAACACGGUGGAGCUGAAGCGGGCGGUGUCGCGCGAGGAUUCGGCGCGGCCCGGCGCCCACGCCAAGGUGAAGAAGCUGUUCGUGGGCGGCCUGAAGGGCGACGUGGCGGAGGGCGACCUGAUCGAGCACUUCUCGCAGUUCGGCGCGGUGGAGAAGGCGGAGAUCAUCGCCGACAAGCAGUCGGGCAAGAAGCGCGGCUUCGGCUUCGUGUACUUCCAGAACCACGACGCGGCCGACAAGGCGGCCGUGGUCAAGUUCCACCCGAUCCAGGGUCACCGCGUGGAGGUGAAGAAGGCGGUCCCCAAGGAGGACAUCCACGCGGGCGGCGGCGGCGGCACGCGCGCCUCCCGGGGCGGCCGCGGGGGUCGGGGCCGCGGAGGAGGCGGCGGAGGUGGAGGGCGCGACCAGAACGGGCUGGCCAAGGGCGGCGGCGGCGGCGGCGGGUACAACAGCUACGGCGGUUACGGUGGCGGCGGUGGCGGCUACGGAGCCUACGGGGGCGGCGGCUCGGCGUACGGCGGCGGCAGCGACUACGGCAACGGCUUCGGCGGCUUCGGCAGCUACAGCCAGCACCCGUCGUCCUACGGGCCCAUGAAGAGCGGCGGGGGCGGCGGCGGCGGCGGAAGCUGGGGCGGCCGCAGCAACAGCGGACCUUACCGGGGCGGCUACGGCGGAGGCGGCGGGGGCUACGGGGGCAGCUCGUUCUGAAGGGCAGCACGGCACCGCACGGGACGGGACGGGUUGCGGGUGCCCAGCUCGGUCCUCCCUCCGGCCGCGGCCCCCUCGCCCCGCUCCCGGCGCCGGCUCGGAAGCUGGACUCGGUUCCUCCCCACCCCCCCCAACACACACACUUUUGUGUUACAGUCAUUGAUGGACUCUAUUUUUUUAUUAUUACUUGGACCUUGGUCGUUUUUAUACUAGCAAAGCGUCUUGUUUUGAUUUGUGGUUUUUUUUGGGGGGGUGGGCUGGGGAGGGGAGGGAGUAAACUUGCUGAUUCUGUAGCAAAACCUGGGGCGGGGGCCGGGGCGGGGCGGGCAGGGGUAGUUGACUUUGUUGUAAGGACUUGAUACCUGGCUACAGCGUUUUCUAUGAAACCUACUUGGAUCCCAUGCCUGAGAUUUGGAAGCAUAUGUACAAAAAUCAUUUUUAUGUUUUAUUUUUAAUAAAUCAUUGUGUUUGACCGUACAAGUCUAACAUUUUUUUUCCCCCUAGGAUCCAUUCCUUACCGUUUUAGAGGGUAUUUUUUUCUUUUAAUUUUUGAUGUGUACUUGGAGAAACUUAAAGAGGUCCUGUGGGUUUUGUUUGUUUCCUGUUGCCCUGCUAGUGAUGUGUUGAAUUUCCCCUUACAGGCAGAACUUUUGAAGUGGUGGAUGUGGCUGUUGAAAGUUUCUGUGCAUCCAUCUCUUUGUACUACGCGAUUUGCUUGUCAUCUUGACAUGGUUGGUCACUUCUCUGAGAAUUUACUUCCAAGUAUGUACUGUGUAGUUUUAAAAAAUAGUUUGUUAAGCAUGUGCUUUCAUUCAUAAGAACAAUUUUAAAAUUUUCAGAUGACCUGAUUUUCAUCCCUCUUACUGGUUUGUUUAUAAUGAAUGGUUACAAACAAGGGUUAUAUUUUACCCUUAACACUAAAUGCAUCUUUUUUGUUUGUUUUUGUAUUUUCAGAGCAGGCUUAAAACGUCCCCACCCCCCAACCAAUCUGAACUGUGUAGUCCCCUCAGAAAUCCUUUCCCCAACCUGUGUAGCACCAUCUACUGGCUGAAUGGCAGUAUAACUGCAAGACAGUUUGUUAAAAACUUGAUAAGGACAGACAGUUGCCUGAGAUUUGGCCAUCAAAAAUGGGUGCAAACUUGGAAGUUACACAUUGACUUGUAAACUGAGAUGGGCUCCAGAGGAAUGUAGUUAACAAUUUUUAUCAGUCACUUUCAACAUGAGAUUUGAAAAUGUAAACUGCUAUACAUAGCUUGGGCGAUAGCCCCAAAUUGCUAUGACAACUAUUGAACCAGCUAUGUGUACUGGUAUUUUAGGUGCAAGUUGUAAAGCAAAAUAUCUGUGUAUUCUGCUUGGUUAACAUGUAUAUUUGUAGCCCUUUCAUGCAAUAAAAUUCAAGUUGUUGUUUAUAAAAAAAAACUGAUUACUAGGAGAAAAUUUGCCUUCCUGGAUACAAAUAUAGACUAGUAACGUUUAUGGAUAUCACAAAUAAAGAAUUCAAUUCUUUA
Molecule: messenger RNA, 2798 nt
Organism: Jaculus jaculus (lesser Egyptian jerboa)
Lineage: Eukaryota; Metazoa; Chordata; Mammalia; Rodentia; Dipodidae
Gene: Hnrnpa0
Product: heterogeneous nuclear ribonucleoprotein A0
Exons: 1
Coding region: 361-1290 (309 amino acids)
Molecular function (GO): RNA binding
Source: RefSeq, a predicted model, not a curated record